GGCGAACGCGUCCGACGGAGCACGGGGCUGGUCCGGGCCUCUGGAAGGGCAAGGGGGGGUUUCAUCCGAGCCGCGGAAGAUGGCGCAUUCCGUGGUCGAGCGGCCGCAUCGACGGCAGACGUGCCAAUGAAUCGAGAGUGGCUGGCUCUAACCACACCCUACUCAUGCAGCCUACACGGGCAGGCACGGGGAAAUGACGACAGACUAACACGCACUUCGGGAGCCAGUGCUCGGCUACCAUAGUCAUUCUUCAGCCACAGGAACCAUGACACACGCCCUGGUGGCGUGCGGUCGCAUCUGGUGCCGGUGCCGGGCGGUGCAUGCCGGAUGAGCCUGGUGAAGGUGGUGGUGCUGGGUGCGCCGGCGGUGGGCAAGACGUCCAUCAUCCACCAGUUCGUGUGGAGCGAGUUCAGCGAGACAUACACGCCCACCGAGAGCCGACGCACUUACCACCCAUCGGUGGUGGUGAACGGACGCCUGUACGACCUCCAGGUGACGGACCUGCCCGUGGUGCCGUACUUCCCGGCCAACUCGUUCUACGAGUGGAGCGACUUCCGCUACUGCGGCCUGCGCAGCGCGUCCGCCUACGUCCUGGUGUUCGACCUGAACGCGCCGGAGACCUUCCAGUACGUGAAGAACAUGCGCGAGCAGAUCUUCGAGUCGCGCAACAUGCAGGGCGUGCCCGUCUUCGUGGUCGGCAACAAGCACGACCUGGGCGAGCCCCGCGAGCACCGCGAGGUGGCCGGCCUCGUGAAGAAGCACUGGCGCUGCGGCUACGUCGAGUGCUCGGCCAAGUACAACUGGCACGUGGGCCUGCUCUUCCGGGAGAUCGUGCGAGCCCUGGACGACGGGGGAGGACUGGGUGCGCGUGGUGCCGGCGACCAGGGUCGGAGGGACCGCUGUCGAAUCCUAUGACGCCGGCGAUCGGCGUCGAUGUGAAGGAGGAGGAGGAGGAGGCAUCGCCUGUAGCCACUCACAGUCUUCGCUGCGGUAAAUGGCCGAACUCUUCAGAAACGGAACGGCUUGUUUCCGGAGAUCGCAGGCGCAAUCCAUUGAGUUUCUCGGGUGUCAUUGUCGAAGAACCAUCAGUGAGCAGCGCCACGAAGCGGCAGCGAACAGUAACAGCUGCCAAAUCCUUGGCGGAAAAAAAAAUGAAGAGAAAAGCGGACAAGCAAGGCGUAUUCUCAGUAGCACAACUGACCUGUCUGUGUUAGUGCGAUAGACUUCUCGGCGAAGAUGGCGGUAGAAUUUGUGGGUGCGUCGCUUGAGUCGGUGAAGUCAUCGACUCUUUAUUUUAGAAACUGCAGUGUACACACUGAUCUACUCCUCUCAACUUGUCGUCAGGAGGCACUGAUCUCGAAUUCCUCAACACCGGCAGUCGGGCAUGUGAACACGAUAUUUGGCGACGCAAGCUAGCGGCGGCCAGCGGCUCGAUGCUCCAGCCUUUCUGGUCAACAAAGCCGAGUUUGCAAAAGUAUUUCGCGAGUCACAAGGGUGGCUAGCUUGUUGGUUCAAAUGCAGGAGUUAGUGAUUUUGAAACUUUCCGUUGCGUUGUUACCGUCGUCAAGACUACGCCACCAGUUAGUUUUUACCUUUCCUCUCUCCCUGUAGUGUGCAAUAAUUAAGGUGUCUGCUAAUUACCGCGGUAUAGUGACGCGUUUCCCGUUGUGCGUAGUCGUAUAAGGACGACAAAUUGUGAGAAUAUUACCAAGUGCGAAUGGUAUCACUCGAUGCUCAUACGGCUUGAAGAAGGUCUUUUACAUUCUUUUGGCUACGACCAGCAAAUACAUAUUGGCCCGUAACAUAGCUCUAUGAUGACGCAGUGGGAAACUAGGGCGCCGGCAAUCGUGAAGGCAACCACAGGGUAGAGUGUUUGCGCCAGAUUUGUUAUAGCCUGUUUGAAUUUAGAACACACAGGCUGGCUUUGAUGUUGUGCUGUUCGGUGAAAUAACAUGAAAGGCCGGUGACAAGCAUCCUCCUUGCACAGAGUGUGAUUUAAGAAUCUCCUUUUGUUUCAGAAAAGAAGUUUUUUUUGCAAGGGCUGUGCAAACCGAACGCCAUAGAAUUUAUAUCAGUUCACCAAAAUUAGCUUCCGCGUGAACAUUCGUCAUCCUGUCGAUCACCAUAUGUCAUACUGGCAUAGAAUGUGCAGGAAAAAUAAUUCUUCAUGCCCGCUACGCAAUAUGGAAACCGCUUUCCAGGGAUGUUACGCAAUGUGAUCGCAGAGACGAGGCUAAGAGAACGAAUCACUAAAUUGUAAUCUUUAUAUAACUCACGCUAUUUCCCAGCUUGACAAGUCUUCACAUAAAAAACAUGAUUCCAAGUAAUAAUAAUGUUUGCUUAAGCUUUACGACGUUGUAAGGCAGUAUGGAGGUUUAAUGUUGCAAAGGAUUUAGGACGACUCAUCGCACGACGCACGCUUCAUAAAUGUGGUUUUAUUGUCCUUACCAGUUGAUAAAACAACAUUCGCCCUACUUUCGCGCGAAACGCCAAAACGGACAAACGCGAGAACCGGCGUAGCUACUAGCGGGGCAUCCGAACCUUUAUUAUGCGUCAUUGGUGCAGGUAUGCCAAAUAAAAAUGGGACGUCUCAAAUAAUUUUAACUAUGCAGGUAUAGAUUUACUCGGGCGUCAUUUCUCGCGAUGCGUAGGAGUGAGCCAUAUAUGGUUCAAAAAAGCAUGACCAGAGGAGUCACGGUGAUUGUGUAGAAUAAUCGCUUCUGUAGUCAUUCUACUCGGGACUCGCAGUGAUGCCUACCAUCGUCCACCGAUGGUCAAUAACGAAAAAAUAUAUCGCCAUCAAAAUGCAGCGAACGUUGUUGUCGCCUUAUGUGUGCGGCAUUAUACAGCUCAAAGAUCCCUCACAUGAUGCUAUUUAACAGCAAGGUCAAGUAGUGGUUGCUAAUUCAGGCAAGAGGCAGGGCGUGGUCACCGUUUCAAAUCGUGGUUGGCCACUUCAUGCGUGAUGAAUAAUACUUACGCAUGGAAAUCAUAAAAUAGGACAAGAAGACAAUAAUUUGAUCGACAAGCAUUCUCUUCUCUUUAUUUAUGCUUUGUUGUCAAUUUAUUGUGUUACUGCUUUCUUCUCGGCUAGUCUCUGAACAAAUGUUCCAUUUCAUGCUGUCAAUAUGCUAUCAGGCACGAUGAAAGUUAGAGCUGCGCGUUGCAUCGUGGAAUUUGUGUCGGUCGUAAUCACAGCGCUUAAGCUGCUUCGAAUUAGAACUGCGCUAGCAAGUGAGAGAGAGAACCACGCUGUUGUUUUCAUUGUACGACUUACUUUACGAGCACAGACCGUUUCAACAAGUGUCACACUACCCUGCAACCACUCCAUAAUAGUUUGCGUAUGCCUGUUAGUUAUGCACUGUAGUGCUACGCCAGCCUGUUAACACAGCAGCACUGAUUACGUUGUUUGCUGCAUAUUCACUCUUGUUAAACCUAAUCUAUGAGCGCCGUUUUCAGACGGUUGCGAUGUUCGAAAUGUCUUUCGCAGUCUAAUUUAUUUCUAUAGGCAUAAUAUUAAACUGAACUUUUGUUAUAAUAGACUCUUCUUAUAGCUGCGCUCACGUUCAUUGGCAAGCCCUGUCGGGAGAGAACGUCAGUGAUUCUCAAGGUGAUGACGUAACGCGGAGAGAAGUUGGCUUGUAGUUCUCUUGCUAGAGGAUGGCGGGUGUGUGUCCGAAGAAGUUGUCAAAAGCCGAUUGUCCCUUUUGAGUGAACGUGGUGGCUGGAAGAAUGUAGACAAUUUCAACACUCGUGAGUGCACUUAGCUGAAUGCGUGGAGAAUGGAACGGAUGGGUCUGUAUAGAAUGAAACAGUGCGUAACAGUUCCACAAUGAAACCCAUGUGCCCUAUAACUUCCACAUGUACUAAUCUGAUAUCAUUACUUGGGAUACUAUGCAAAUAAACGCGUUCCCUUGUUUUGAUAAGCGAUUACUGGAUGCGGAGGCUGUGGGACGCGUGGCAUUUUUAAUAGAAAAGUAUAUGGUUUGGUAGGACUACAAUCUGUCGCCUUAACUGCACUUCAUUAUGGGCCUAUGGAAUUACGGCACUGCUUCACAGGCUCUUACUAAGGAAUUGUGAACCAUUCUGACAAAAGCCAGUCGCACUGUAUUGACUUUUCAUAUUUUUUGGCACGUCGGGGGCACCCAAAGACUCCAAGACCUUGCUCAUAGUUUCGAUGCAUGACAGAUUUGAUGAGUCAUGCGGUAACAUGCAAGUUACUGUGCACAGAAUCACUUACUGCGUCUUUGAAUACACUUUAGCGUGCUGGAUUCAGCGCUGUAGGGUUCUCAUCUUUAAAUAGGAAAGCUCAUCUCAAAAGGAGUGGUUGGUAACUGUACCUGUUUUUAGCCAGACGUGUUUUUAGGUGUGUAUGUGCAGAGCGAAUGGUCCUACGUCCACGGUGGAACACUCGCAAGAUGUUACUCGAGUGAAAUGAAGGAUAUACACUGAGACGUACACUUUCAGUCUUCGUUGUUACAGCUUUGUCCGCGGACGCCAUUUUAUUGUUGAAAGAGAUCUAAAUUCGCAAAACCCUCACUGCCGCUGCUCUGGCGCGAUAAAGCACAGUGUCUGAAGCCAGUUGUUUUUCUUACGUGUGUCCUGCCUGUGCGUAGCGAGUUUCGUGCCAAGUGUAGGUCGUUUGGUCAAAGUUUAGCGACAAUCCCGAUAGUGAAAACUGCCCGCAGCUCUUUUACAUUAUGUGACGUUGUCAAUCGGGCGAACAGAGAGAACUGCAAGCAAAAAAAAAUGAUUUGCGAGAAUAUUUGAAUCGUUUUAUGCAAGUUAUGGUAAAGUUAAGACAAAGCUAAUGACCGAGUCCUUAAGAUGUGAUUGAGUCGUGCAGACGACUAUUGUCAUUGUAUUCAAGUUAUGAAGAUUCUGCAAAGUUCCUUACCACUGUGGUCAAUCUUUCGUCUGGUUCUAGCGUGGCCGUAGCAAUGUGAGAAAUAUACCAAGCACUCCCAUUAAUUACAUACGCCUCGUCGGCGGAAACAAUCGGUUGAUGUCUGGUACAACUCUCUUUCAACAUGAAUCCUCUGUGGAUCGAAGCGACAUUUAGCGAGGCUAGUAUUUUUGUAAACAGAAGUGACUGGAUGUUCCUACGUGGGUCUUGUUUUCCGACAAAGACAAGCCGUGAUAUCUGAGUGACGUAGACCGAAGGAAAUAAAUGAAGUGGUUGAA
Dermacentor andersoni is the source of this 5184-nucleotide messenger RNA. Its product is annotated as ras-like protein family member 10B. Gene Ontology annotation, molecular function: GTP binding; GTPase activity. The record is from RefSeq and is a predicted model, not a curated record. Lineage: Eukaryota; Metazoa; Arthropoda; Arachnida; Ixodida; Ixodidae.